This is a messenger RNA of Leptopilina heterotoma, 1872 nucleotides long. RefSeq names its product extensin-like. Lineage: Eukaryota; Metazoa; Arthropoda; Insecta; Hymenoptera; Figitidae. The record is from RefSeq and is a predicted model, not a curated record. Bases 1 to 1059 code for a protein of 352 amino acids. The transcript has a single exon.
AUGGGUAUCAUCGCAGCCAUACCUCGAAAUAUACGUCGACAAGCAGAUUACAUUUAUCGAAGACCAGAUGUAGCAUUCGAACUACCUUCAUCAAAUCAAGUGCCUAACAGAAUUCCAAGUUCUUCAUCAACAGAACAAUCGUCACAAAACAUACAGUAUUAUAAAUAUCCUUCACCUCCAUCAUAUAAUUAUCCUCUUCCUGCUUCUUCCCCUACCUUAAGAGAAUCACCACCAUCGAUUCCAGCAUUCUCUUCACUAUCUCUAUCACCAACUCCUGGUUACUUACCUCCGCCAUCUCCAUCUCCUUAUAAUAAACAUAUUCCUAUUUCACAACCACUGCCGACAUCAAAUUAUUUACCUCCGCCAUCUUCACCUCCUAUUUCACAACCAAUACCGACAUCAAAUUAUUUACCUCCGCCAUCUCCACCUCCUAUUCCACAACGACUACCGACAUCAAAUUAUUUACCUCCGCCAUCUCCACCUCCUAUUCCACAACGACUACCGACAUCAAAUUAUUUACCUCCGCCAUCUCCACCUCCUAUUUCACAACCACUACCGAUAUCAAAUUAUUUACCUCCGCCAUCUCCACCUCCUUAUAAUUAUAACAUUCCUAAUUCACGACAGCAACCGACUUCAAAUAAUUUACCUCCAUCUCAGCCAACUCCUCAUCCUUUAUUCUCUACACCAUCGUCCUAUAACUAUCCCUCUCCCACUCCAAAACUUUUAGCACCUAGACGAGAAUACUUACCUCCACCUACCUCUAAACCAUUUUUUCCAUCAGCGCCUUCAUAUAAUAAUACUGUUACUGUACUACCAUACCCAUCUUCUCCACAAUCGACUCUUCACCCUUCAUAUAACUACUACUCCCCUAACCCACCCCCUUCUCCAUCAUCACAUAAUUAUCCCUCUCAUACUCCACCACCGCUAUCAUCAACUUCAGGUCAUUCACCACCCCCAACUCCCAAUCCUUCUUAUCCGUCACCAGCUUCUUAUAGCAAUCUUAUACACACACCACCACCGCGACUGAAUCCAAGUUAUUUACCUCCACUUGUUUCUUAAUCUUAAUAUAAUUUAAUUUCAAUCGCAAAAAAGGUUUAAAUUGAUAAGUAUGAGCGUUAGCUAAAAAUCCAUUUACAGGAUCCUUUAUAAGGUUCCUCUACAGAAACUCUGAAGGAUCCUUCUGGGAUCCUUUACAGUAUCCUACAUGUUCCACUGCAGGAGCAUUAGCUAUCAAUAAUAUAGGUAGAGGUUAUCACUUGGUCAAAUAUAUAAAACAACAGAUAAAAUAUAUCAAUCCAUCCAAGUCAAGUUAAUAAUAAAAAACACACAUAUCUCGUUUUGACAUGUGUGUUUCUCUAUCAGUGUGUUUACACUUAUAAUAUAUCUUAUUAGCACUCGAAACGCGGGUCAUUGACCUACAAUACACAAAAAUUUGUACAUUUUUCUCUUUGCGUUUAGUUUAUUAAUCGAUGUCUGACAAUGAAUAUUAAUUGUGAUGUGUCUGUCGAAACGUCAAAACGAGACAUGUGUUUUUUUAUUAUUAACCUGACUUGGAUGGAUUGAUAUAUUUUAUCUAUUGUUUUAUUAGCAAUCAAUGUUUCAUGUAAAAGUUUCUCCAGGCCGAUAAACCUUGUACAAUAUCAUACGUAAGAACUUAUGCAAGAAAAUUGACAAGUACUUAUAUAUGAACUUACAUACGUUCCACCCAAGGCUUUGGAACAAUGAACAUGUACAUGAACAUGCAAAUGUUCUUUUAAUGGUAACUUAAGAUAACGAAAAAUACGAGUUCACACUUGUGUACUUAUACAAGAUCGUGCAUAAGUUCAUCUGCAGUUUCGUUUAUUAAUUUUUUAUUUAUGCAAACUAUAAAGA